Messenger RNA from Triplophysa rosa, 1050 nucleotides. Its product is annotated as leucine-rich glioma-inactivated protein 1-like. Gene Ontology annotation, biological process: myelination. The record is from RefSeq and is a predicted model, not a curated record. The annotation marks the transcript as partial. The transcript has 2 exons. NCBI's taxonomy places the organism in Eukaryota, Metazoa, Chordata, Actinopteri, Cypriniformes, Nemacheilidae.
AGCAGAUGCAAACCGCAUUCUAGAAUUCAUCCCUUUAUAAGGCACUCAUUGAAGUACUUGGAAAUUCAAAAUUUCAACCAUGUCACAGGCAUGUCCACAGUCAUCUGCAAACCACUAGUCAUUGAUAAUCAGCUCUUCAUUAUCGUGGCCCAGCUGUUCGGCUCACAUAUCUUCAAGAGAGACAUCUCGGCUAACAAAUUCAUCAAAAUCCAAGACGUCGACAUUUUGAAAAUCAGAAAGCCAAAUGAUGUGGAAAUCUUCCACGUUGAUGGAGAGUCUUUCUUCGUCAUUGCCGACAGCUCCAAAGCCGGCUCAACGACUAUUUACAAAUGGAAUGGCAAUGCGUUCUACUCUCAUCAGUCGUUGCACCCUUGGCACCGUGACAUAGAUGUGGAGUAUUUGGAGAUCUCUGGGAAGCCUCAUCUGAUCUUGUCCAGCAGCUCUCAACGGCCGGUCAUUUACCAGUGGAACAAGAGCAUCAAGCAGUUUGAAAGGCGAACAGACAUUCCAGAGAUGGAGGACGUGUACACGGUGAAACACUUCACGGUGAAGAGUGAGCUCUACAUAUGUCUAACGCGCUUCAUUGGAGACUCCAAAGUGAUGAAAUGGGAUGGCAGCAUGUUCAGCGAGGUCCAGACCAUGGCCUCUCGUGGAUCCAUGGUCUUUCAGCCGUUUUCCAUAGACAGCUGGCAGUACGCCAUCCUGGGCAGCGAUUACGCCUUCACUCGGGUCUAUCGCUGGGAUGUGAAGAAGAGCCAGUUUAUUCACUUCCAGGAACUCAACAUUCAAGCACCCAGAGCUUUUUCUCUGGUGUUUAUUGACAGCAGGGAAUUCCUCCUUGGCUCUAGUUUUAAGGGGCAAACACGUAUAUAUGAACAUCUCGUCCUUGACCUGAGUAGCUGAUCAGUUGAGGUCAAAAAUACUGACAACUUGGUGUUUGGGUGAAUCUCAUGAAUCCUGUGAAUCAAAUCAGCUUCAGGUCGUAUUUGAAAGAACCGAGACAUUUCAUUUUGCCUACAGAAAAUAAUGUUUUUUGUUGUUGUUGUUGUU